AUGCAUAAAUAUGUUCGACACACUUUCCGACUGUUUCAUAACGGCGCCAGUGCUCGCUCUUACGAAAACAGGGAUUUGGUAACGCGUAACGGUACAAACAGAUACAAAUUUGCAAAACUCGAGUUGAAGAACGUGGAAACUCAAAUAAACAGCGUGCGGAACAAAAUGAACAGCAUGCGGAACGAAAUAAACGUAAAAGUUGACACCGUAAACGCAAAUGUUGACAGCAUACGGAAGGAGGUGAACGUAAAAGUUGACAGCUUACGGAAUAAAAUGAGCAGCAUGCGAGAGGAAAUGAAUGCAAAAUUUAAAACCGUAAACGCAAAUGUUGACGGCAUGCGGGUGGAAAUGAACGCAAACUUUAAAACCGUAGACGAGAAAAUCAAUAGUAACAUAAACAGAGCGAUAUUCAAAGCUGUAAUACUUAUGGGUACGAUAACGAGUGGCAUAAUCGGCCUGUCAACGAAGUUUGGUUGGGCAAUAACUUUCAACAUUAUCACUCCCGAACCAUCCCCUCAACCGUCUCGACAACCACCUACCGCGAGUCAAAGUAAACAUUGA
Molecule: messenger RNA, 561 nt
Organism: Paraglomus occultum
Lineage: Eukaryota; Fungi; Glomeromycota; Glomeromycetes; Paraglomerales; Paraglomeraceae
Source: the annotation of a GenBank genome assembly